Molecule: messenger RNA, 4002 nt
Organism: Toxoplasma gondii ME49
Lineage: Eukaryota; Apicomplexa; Conoidasida; Eucoccidiorida; Sarcocystidae
Product: HEAT repeat-containing protein
Exons: 29
Coding region: 1-4002 (1333 amino acids)
Source: RefSeq, a predicted model, not a curated record
AUGGAGGACGUUGAAGAGAUAUGGAAGCAAAUGAACCUCUCCUCCCCGGCUCCUGGCUCUGUCCAGUUGACCUGGCGGAAACAAGCCCGCGAAAGAAAACAGAAAACGUCUUUCGAAAAUAUUGACCUUGCACAGUUUUCAGUCUGGAAAAGAGAACCUCUCCGUUCUGUCCACUGCUCUUCGCUCGGGGUGGGUACUCCCCCAGGGAAAAGUCCCCAGGAUGAUGCUCAUCUCUCGUCUGUCCAAUCUCCGGAAGAGGACCUCUUGGAGUUUCCCUGGAAAACCGGAGACAGAGAACAUCUGCAAAGUUUUCUACGGAGACAAGCCAAUAUUUUGGCGGAUGACCGAAGUGUAUUAUCUAGGCUUCGGGCGUUGCAGAAACUCAAGGCAUGUUUUCUCCACCAAGAAUGUCCCCCCUACGCAUACGACCUCUUACUGACUACCGCAGCUGGUCCCUUGAUGGACAUGCUCUCACACUGGUCCGAAACUUGCAGAGAAUUGGCGGCUGAGAUCUCAAGCAGCAUGGCUAAGCACGUUUCUGCGGUGGAUGGCCUCCUUCGUGUUGCUAUUCCAAUCGCCGUCAUGAGGUUUGGGUCCCAAGACGUUGAGGGGGUGGCGCACCUUCCCGAGGUGAUGCGCCCCCCCCCGGGGCAGAAACCAACUCAACUGAUCCCAGUAGAAUCUAGCGAGGAAGUCCGAGGUGCCAUGCUCAAGUUCGUUUCUGCCCUCGUGGAACGUUGCUCCGACGACGCUAUAUGGGAAAAUAUGGACGGUAUCGUCAGCAUUCUUCGCGCCUGUGCAAUGGACCAGUGCGCAGCUAUCCAGGUUGCCGCUUGUGCGCACAUCUGUAAUUUCUGCGAUCACCAUCAUGACGGACUGUUUCACUUCACGGAAGCCUUAGCCAGGUCCCUGUUUUCUUGUCUCGUCCACCCGCAUUCCAAGGUUCGGUUACAUGGCCUCAAAGCCAUAAGCGCAGUAAUGAAAUGUGGCCAAUACAAGUAUAACGCGUCCGUUGUGCAGAUGCUGGUGGGAUGGCAGGAUCCGAAUGUUGUCCCCAUCAAAGCUUUUUACGAACCCUGGUCUACACAUAAUUACCUUGCUCGGUUGGUGGUUGACCGAGCCCCCGCAGUACGAAUGUACUUCUACGAAACCAUCGUCCAAUGGAUCCACCGUCUUCCCGACAAGGGAGACUACGAAUCCUGGCUUUUUCCUUAUUUGCUAACGGGCAUCUUCGACGAAAACACAUCUAUACAGAAACUUGUCUACUGGCUCAUUGAGAAGUGCGGCGAGCUCUACGAAAAGGAGAAAGAGAAAGACAUCCGAGCCGUGAGGCAACUAAACUAUCAACAACCGUGGACCUAUGAAGGCCGAGGAUCGUUUCCAUUUCCCCUAGGAGGGUGCCUAAAUCCAAAGCAAACAGGUUGCACAAGUCUCCCAGAGAGUGCCGCUGCCCUCGACGCUGAAUUCGUUCGAGAGUAUGAAACACAGACGAUCAGUUUAACUGAGGGCGGCAGCUUCAGUGGCCUGCAAGAGUUGCUCGGAGAGCUCGACGAUGUUUUGGCGAAGCCUGUGACACGCCCGCGUCUCGGAUCCAGGUGCUGGGUCAAGGUCCACUUCCGCCGUUAUGCCAAAGGACUAUUCAAGGAAGUCACUGAUUUUAAAGAAGUCAAGAGUGAAAGCUCAGCCCGAUUGUUAGUGGCUUCUUUGGCGUAUGUAGAGGAAUCCAUCACAGAAUGGCUGGAAGAACUAGUCCAUUUCUGUUCUAAUUUGUAUGCGAGAAAAGCCGUCCUUCCAAAUGGUCUCUUGCCCCUGUACGACGAAGCUCUCAAGAUGGUUGGUGCGUACGUCGACCCCGUCUCUUACUGGAAGUUGUUCGAGGAUGUCUUCGACGUCACGUGCCCCCUGGAGCUCAAGCAGAGGGCUGCUGUACUGGUUGUCUUCACAAAACUGCUUGAUGGUUCCGUCACUGUGCUCAAAUCUGUUGGCGACAAGACUCUCGGAGCUGGCCGUCUUCAACCGAUUCUUUCUGACGUCUGUCAAAAACUGAGCCGUUCAGACCUUCUCGCAGAACAGUGCAUCCGCGACUCUGGUAGCCCCAUCAAAGCGGUAUGUUGUGCGAAGAUUCUAGAAACCCUACUGCUGCAGAUCGACUGGCUGGUGGAAAGCUGCGGCAAGGACGAAAGAACCCAAUUGUUUGCAGCGACCUUAGCUGUAAGCGGUCCCCUCCUUCAGAAACAAGAUCAACAGGAACAAAGCGGACAGGAAGAUUCACACAGCGUAGAGAGCACUCUUACCAUCUUCAGAAUCCUGAAGACCCUCGUUGUCAGCCAAGCCGAAACGAGGGUGAAUGAUUUUGUGGACGGUAUUGGUUCCCUCGACGAUGUGCCUGAGGAGCCGCUCCUGGACAUGCUGAACUCCCUCGUUUCUCUCCCUCCUUCCUCUUGCAAUACGGCUUCUCUCUCGUGCCUUCUCGCUAUCGUCCCGCCCGCUCUCACUCUUCAUGAGAGCAUCUUUACGGCAUUACUCGGCCGGCUUGUCAGUUUCCGACAUCGUACUCACCACCAGCACAUACGGCGACAUGCGUUGGAGGCGGCAAUACAAUGGAUUCUGCGUCUUCUGAAUUCUCAAGACGAGGGUGCUGCAGACACCUCCGACGAAGACUGCUUAUACGACGGCGUACGGCAAAUUGCUUCCCACAUCGUACUGCCUAUAUUCUGUUCAAGUGAUGGCUUCUGUGGAACCAAGCGAGAGCUUGAUUGUCUUUUGCCUCUUGUUACAUCGUCUGGAGAGCAAACCUCCUCGUGUGAGGCAAGAAAAGCGUACUUUCUGAUGACAAGCGGCAUUCCAGAAGCACUAGCGGAACUGGUGGCGAAUGAAACGGUGCAUCGCAGCGCCUACCUGUCUGCUCUAAAAGCGCUCCGUGUGUCCUCCAUUGCAAAAUAUGGUAAAGUCGCGAACGACGACUGGUUGAAUGAAGUGCCCGUAACAACGCGGCGACAAACGCGACUUCAAGCCAUCCAGACUUCAAGCCAACUGAAACAAAAGGCAGUAACUUUAUUGUAUGGCGCAGUAGUCCAGAUUCUUCUGGGCGCUACUUCCCCAACUUCCGCGGUAGAAACGACCCAGGUGCUCGACUGUUUAACGCGCGUGUUUACGAAGAUCCGGCGCGCCCUCGUGCCUGUGAAAGAGCUAACAAGAUUGAGCGAGAUUAACGAUUCUGUGAAGACCGAGAAUCAAGACACGUCUCUAAGGGAUAACCAAAGCACUGCGGCAAAUCAUGAGGGUGCAGAAGUUGAUUCAACAGCCAAAGCGGCUAAGUGUCUCCCUCUUCAGCCCCUCGAUGGAGGGGUGGCAUUCUAUGCUGUCAACUUGAUUGGACUCAUCUUACAAUCCGUGCAAGUCAUUUCUUCCCAGAAUAGAAUUGAGGAUUUCCGCCCAGAACUUGAAGACGGAGAUGCUAGAUCUCAGACAGAAUGUGAGAGGAACCGGCUGAUGUCAAUGCCGCGCAUGUGGGAUGGGCAUGACUCCCUCCAGCCCGAGAAACUUGUCCCGAAGCACUCAUCCUCUUUCUAUUCAAGAAACGGACCGUUUAUUCGCAAACUAGACAAGUGCCGUCGACAAUGUCUAGUCCACUGCAUUCCCCAAGCAGAUUUCCACGAGCUCAUCGGUCAUGCUGUUAAGUUUUAUGUAGAGCUCGGUUCCAAGAUUCAUUGUGAGGGCUUCAAUGGUCUUCCCUCAGCGCCAGACCCUGUCUUGGUUGACGAGUUUCUACCAGCAACAAGUGAAGAGACACUCGGCAAGGUGAUAGUGGCGCUCGAGAGUGUAACGGAAGAGAACAAACGCACCAACGCUGCUGCCGCCUUGUUACACCUUCUAGUGAACCUAGCGUCUACAUUCCCAGAUUCCAUUCAAAUGUGGCACGAAAGGUGGAGCUCGAGAGGACACGUCAUGCGUGCAGAAGUGGUCACGGCUUUCCAAAAGCUGGCUUCAACUGUGCGAUAG